GGGACUUAACCGGGAAAGAGAACGUGGGCACCCGCCAAUCAUGCACAGCACUCGCCCCUCAUUGGCCCGUCGUUUUGAAUAAGGUGGGACUUGACACUCACCGUGUAAGCUACUGUUGAAAUUCCAGUGCUAACCAACUUUAGCCAGCUUGCUAACAUGUAAUUUAGCCAAUUGUUAAGAACUGCACACGGCGGUGUUCUGGAUUUAAAUGCAUGCACGAUAUUUCAUGUCAAACCGAGGAAUGCUGGACACGUCGUCUUGAUGUUCGCUGCUGCGCGUGUCUCCGUUACCGCAACCAGGACAUGUCCAGUUAGCCGGAGCGCAGCGAUCGCUGGAUAACGAACCUGGCAAGCUAACCCAAGCCAGCCCGUUCGGGGACUGGGUCUGCGUUGAGGGGAAUUGAAAAAAAGGUUUUCUUCGCUCAGAGGGACAGUAAAGCCCGGAUGCUGUGACUACUACCAUGAGUCCCGCAGGCUGCCCCCAUGUCAACAGCUUCAAAGUGGACAACUGGAAGCAGAACCUGAGGGUUAUCUAUCAGUGUUUCGUGUGGAGCGGUUCAGCCGAGACCAGAAAACGCAAGGCCAAGUCAUGUAUCUGCCACAUGUGCGGCGCCCACCUAAACAGACUCCACUCCUGCCUCUACUGCGUCUUCUUCGCCUGCUUUGCCAAAAAACACAUCCACGAACAUGCCAAGAGCAAAAGGCAUAACCUAGCUAUUGACCUGCUGUAUGGAGGAAUUUACUGUUUUAUGUGCCAAGACUACAUCUAUGACAAAGAUAUGGAGCAGAUCGCCAAAGAGGAACAGAGGAAAGCCUGGAAACUGCAAGGGAUAGGGGAGAAGUACUCGACAUGGGAGCCCACCAAGAGGGAGCUGGAGCUUCUCCGCCACAACCCCAAGAGAAGGAGAAUCACCUCCAACUGUACUAUUGGCCUGCGAGGUUUGAUAAACCUCGGCAACACGUGCUUCAUGAACUGCAUCGUCCAGGCGCUGACGCACACCCCACUGCUGCGCGACUUCUUCCUGUCCGACCGGCACAAAUGCGAGAUGCAGAGCAACUCCUGUUUGGUGUGUGAGAUGUCACAACUCUUCCAGGAGUUCUACUCAGGCCAUCGGUCGCCGCACAUCCCCUUCCGUCUUCUCCAUCUGGUGUGGACUCACGCCCGUCACCUGGCCGGCUACGAGCAGCAGGACGCCCACGAGUUCCUCAUCGCGGCGCUGGACGUCCUGCACAGACACUGCAAAGACGACAACGGGAAGAAAGCCAACAACCCCAACCACUGUAACUGCAUCAUCGACCAAAUCUUCACAGGGGGCCUGCAGUCUGACGUCACCUGUCAAGUCUGCCACGGCGUUUCGACAACCAUAGACCCGUUCUGGGACAUCAGCCUGGACUUGCCGGGCUCCUCCACCCCGUUCUGGCCCCUGAGCCCCGGAGGAGACGGCUCAGCACUUAACGGAGAGAGUCACACCACUGGAGCCACGACACUAACGGACUGUCUGCGCAGGUUCACCAGGCCGGAGCACCUCGGCAGCAGCGCUAAGAUCAAGUGCAGCGGUUGCCAUAGCUACCAGGAGUCCACCAAGCAGCUGACCAUGAAGAAGCUGCCCAUCGUGGCCUGCUUUCACCUCAAAAGGUUCGAACAUUCGGCCAAACUGCGGCGGAAGAUAACAACUUACGUCUCCUUCCCGUUGGAGCUGGACAUGACCCCCUUCAUGGCCUCCAGUAAAGAAAGCAGGAUGAACGGGCAGUACCAGCAGACCGUGGACCCCUUCAACAAUGACAACAAGUACAGUCUGUUUGCAGUGGUGAACCACCAGGGGACACUAGAGAGUGGCCAUUACACCACCUUCAUCCGCCAGCACAAGGAUCAGUGGUUCAAAUGCGACGAUGCCAUCAUCACCAAGGCCAGCAUCAAGGACGUCCUGGACAGCGAAGGGUACCUUUUGUUUUACCACAAACAGUUCCUGGAAUAUGAAUAGCUCCCUCCAUCGACCUGCACGAGGAGACGAGCUGCGAUGCAAGGAUUACAGUAGUUGCAUGGGCAGUGAUGAGCGAGGCACAAACACAAACCUACCUGAAUCACCCCGUUUAGUCGCAGCUCUCACUCUAACACAGAAUCCCUCUUUACCACACACUAAUACUAGCUCCACUGUCCGACACGCAAGAGAGAACUGUCCGCUGUGCAGGAGUGGAGCAAAGAAGAAAUGCAAGAACCAAACAAAAUGCAAGAAAUUUGGAUGGGAGAUUUGUACGAGCCCCUGAAGGAAUACUGCAAACGUUUUUCACUUGAAUUCAGGAAAUGAAGAAGAAAGUCAGCUGUGGUUAUCUUCCGUAAGAAAGAAAUGACUGCAGAAUAAUUUUUCUCUGUUACAGGGGGUUUCUUUAAACCCUUAGUUUUCCUGCGGAAGGUUUUACUUCACCACAAAUGCUGUUCCUUACCAACAUCCUGUUUCAUGCUAGCACUGCUGCAUUUUAGUAACACCUGAAAGCGCUAAGAAGAGAGUGGCAGCGAAGAAGAGUUCAUUUUCUUUCGCCAAACCAACACAAGCACACUUGUUCGUCCCACACUCCUCCAAAUGACCAAAUAUAUAUCAAGGACGGAAGUUGUCUUAUUAUGCAUUUUUGCUCAGAAUGCAAUGAGUGUGGAGGAAAAAAAAAAAAAGCUCACCUGACAAAUGGUAUUAUGAACUUUGUAUAGAGAGUCAGUUAAUUCCAUUCAUUACUUGUGAGGUGUAGUUGUCAGACACUUUCUAGGAGACCGAGGACGCAAAUGAAAUCUGUUGUUUUCUGGCCUGUCAUGCUGCUUCCAACAGUCACAGGGGGGAAAUAGAGUACACAGUGAAUAUUAUAUUUUUAUACAUACUGUAAUUAAAAUGUUUGUUUACAGUUUUGCAUUCUCCCUAAACUGUCACAUUGUUCGUCUUGUGUUACAUCGUGCUGUCAGUCAUGUUAUUUGUACACACGAAAGGCAAAAUAGUGUUGAUAACUUUCAUUAAACCGCCGCUAAUGGCGGCUAAAUGAACUAUUAUUAUUUUAUCCCCAAGAUUUAACCGUAAUCUGGCUACUUUUUAUCUAUUCUUUUGCGUUACGGGGGCAUAUUCUCUAUGUUUGAGAUACGUUGUCGUGAUGUCGUUUCAGGUAAACGGCGAAAAGAAAACUGAAACAAAAGAGGAGAGCAUAAUUCUCAGUAAAGUGUGCGUGUGUGUGUAUAAUUAUGGAAGACUAUUGCUGCCAGACCAGAAUGAGAAAAAAACAAAUAAGUAUCAGGUUACGACUUGAAAAGUUAAUUGAUAUGAAUUGACGUUUUAACAAGGUAUUUCAACCUUUCAUACAAACUACUCUCCUUAUAAGAAGACAUUUUUUCUGGUUAUAGCAAUAUGCCAUUUGUGUUGUAACGUGUAACCCGUCAUGAUACAACAUGUAACAACAAAAUGUUUCAGAUUACAAAUGUGAUAAUUUAAUAUUGGUGAACAUAUACACGAGAAUAGUUUGUUAAAACGUGAGCACAUCUAGUUAUAACACUUAACCUUUUCACUUUAUGCCAUGAUACCGAUCUGUUUUUUUUUUUUUUCGUGCACGUCAGCAAUGGUCUUCCAUACGUAAAGGGUCGGCUGUUUGAUCCUGCAGUGUUAACCGUCGGCCGCAUGUUGCUCUAAUUCAGCGUGUUUGUACAUGUGCGUACACGUGUAUGUGCCCGAGAAAUGGGAGGGGGUGGGGGAGCUCAGUGUGUUUGUGUAAAAUAUGUUAUUGCGGAUUUAAACGAAAAAAAAAAAGGAAGUGUGUGUGUGUCCCUGUUUGUAUGCACGUGUGUUGUGCGCGUGCGUAUGUAGCGUAUGUUUCGUGUACUGAAUCAGUACUUGCAUUCAGCAUGCCGUCUGAGCUGGGUAUCACAGUUUGAUGGGAUUUUUUUCCACAUGUUGAUGACGUAUGUAAAAGUAUACAUGUACAGUUUGUAUGUAAGAGACAAAUGGUGAAACCUCAAAGUUGAAUAAUUUUUUUUUUUUUUUGUGCAAGUCGUUCUUCUCUGUUGCUGGAUCCGAAAAAAAAAACAAAAAACAAAAAAACGGGGUCAUAAUCAGAAGAAACUUGUCCUGACCCGGUCAGUCAUUCCUCGCACACAUAUGUAACUGCUGCAAGAACUGGACACGGUGACUGAGAGACACUCAAAUAAAGAAAAAUUCUAUAUCUGUAAA
Molecule: messenger RNA, 4195 nt
Organism: Acanthopagrus latus (yellowfin seabream)
Lineage: Eukaryota; Metazoa; Chordata; Actinopteri; Spariformes; Sparidae
Gene: usp22
Product: ubiquitin specific peptidase 22
Exons: 13
Coding region: 461-1981 (506 amino acids)
Biological process (GO): protein deubiquitination
Molecular function (GO): cysteine-type deubiquitinase activity; zinc ion binding
Source: RefSeq, a predicted model, not a curated record